AGCAGAACAGGGUCUUCUCUCCGAGCGCGCCGCAUCUCUGGGAUUUUGGUUUUUAUUAGUCAAUAAAUCCAGAUUCUUUUAGCUUUUACGCGUCUCUCGGUUUAUUCUAAGAGUCUGUUUUUUUGGCUACUUGAACCGCUUCAGUGUCUGUUUUAAAUCAGAUCCUGCCUUCUAAUAAGCCUAUCAAUUCAUCUUCUAUUCAUCUUACAAAUAACCCAAAUAAUCUCAAGGAUCAGCUGAUUUUUGUGAAGAAGUCGUCCGGACAGUUGCAGUUUCUUUGGUCACUGAAGGGAUUUUACAGGCGUCCUGCCACAUCUUUACAAGUUUUAAACAUGCCCAGUGAGAAGCAGCCCACUGCCAGAACUGAGAUGAAAUGUUUAAACGCUGCGCACGAAGACGACAGCAGCAGCUCCAACAGCAAUGAAUACCCUUAUGUGAAGAAGGUCCCACUGGACGGCCAAUACCCUGACCUGGACGCAGAGAGUCAGAACUUCCUCCCUGAACACAACCUGGGCAAGAAGAAGUAUGAAACUGAAUAUCAUCAGGGCAAUGCCUCCUUUGGCAUGUCUGUCUUCAAUCUGGGCAACGCCAUCAUGGGCAGUGGCAUCCUGGGUCUGUCCUACGCCAUGGCCAACACUGGCAUCGCCCUCUUUGUGAUUCUCCUCGUGGCUGUCGCCAUCUUCUCAUUGUAUUCUGUCCACUUGCUGCUGAAGACGGCCAAUGAAGGAGGUGCUCUGAUUUACGAGCAGCUGGGUUACAAAGCCUUUGGGAUACCUGGGAAACUGGCAGCUUCCUGCUCCAUCACCAUGCAGAACAUCGGAGCCAUGUCCAGCUACCUCUACAUCGUCAAAUACGAGCUGCCCCUCGUCAUUCAAGCUUUUACGGGAACCAACAACGGAGAAUGGUACAACAACGGAGACUACCUGGUGCUGCUGGUGACGGUUGUCAUUAUCCUGCCCCUCUCACUUCUCAGGAACUUGGGUUACCUUGGUUACACUAGUGGUCUGUCCCUCCUCUGCAUGGUGUUCUUUCUUAUUGUGGUGAUCAUCAAGAAGUUCCAGAUCCCGUGCCCUCUGCCUGCUGCCUUGGAUUCUAUAAACAGCAGCUUACCUGAUCCCAACUCAUCUGCCGUGGGCUACAGCGAUGACGCAUGCAGGCCCAAAUACUUUGUCUUUAACUCACAGACUGUCUAUGCUGUUCCUAUCCUGACCUUCGCCUUCGUGUGCCACCCCGCCAUCCUGCCCAUGUAUGAGGAGCUCAAAGAUCGUUCCCGCAGAAAGAUGCAGGGUGUUGCCAACGUGUCCUUCCUGGCCAUGUUCAUCAUGUACCUGCUGGCUGCCCUCUUUGGAUACCUGACCUUUAACUCAAACGUGGGCCCUGAGCUGCUGCACACCUACUCUAGGUACUACAAGUUUGAUGUGCUCCUGCUGAUCGUCCGUCUGGCUGUGCUGACCGCCGUCACCCUCACCGUCCCCGUGGUGCUCUUCCCUAUUCGUACCUCUGUCAACCACCUCCUGUGCCCCACUAAGGACUUCAGCUGGGUCCGUCACACCGUCAUCACCGUGGUCCUGCUGGCUGGCACCAACGCCCUGGUCAUCCUGGUCCCCACCAUCAGGGACAUCUUCGGCUUCAUCGGUGCCUCUGCUGCUGCCAUGCUUAUCUUCAUCCUGCCCUCAGCUUUCUACAUCAAACUGGUCAAGAAGGAGUCCAUGAAGUCUAUGCAAAAGAUUGGGGCUACAGCCUUCCUGAUAUGCGGCUUCAUCGUCAUGAUUGGCAGCAUGACCCUGAUCAUCAUGGACUGGAUCCACAACGCCUUACCCAGCCCGGUCACGAAGGCCGACGGACACUAAAGCUCCAGGUCUCCUGCUGCGUCCUGCCGGAGGAGAGGAAGCUCUCAGCGCCGGGCUGCUACGAACGCGCAACCAAGAUCGAAACGCAUUGUAACAAAGAAAAACACAAGAACUCACUUGAUGCUCGGCUUUGACUUCCCGAGCAGCAGACCAUGCCAUUCCAAGAGAAUGUAUCCGAACUUUGUACAGUAUGCUGUUAUAGACCACAGAGAUGGUGAUUUGUUUUUUCUCUUUUUUAAUUGUAACUUUUUUCAUUGUCGUUUUUGCUCGUUUUUACUCUUAAUGUUAUUAUUUUGUAGUUACGGUACAGCUGAAAACAAAUAUUUGAACAUGCCUCAUACCAGAGAUGAUACAGAGUCCAAAAUGCAGCUUACGCUCAGGUACAGUGUUGUGUGAGUUUGAGUGUGGCUGUGACCUCCGAGCUCGGCAACAGCAGAUCUCCUGGAGACUGACAAGAGGCAACAGACUUGAAAGUUUAUCCUCCUCAAUCCUCAAUGACGGUUAAGUUCCUUCCAACAGUUUUGUUUUAUUGUUAAUAUUUUUCCUUUUUUUUACUUUGCCAAAAAUGUAUUUGUAAAGCAUCUUUGUACAUUGAAAAGCACUUACAGUUAGCACACUUGUCAGUUUCACAGGCGAGGCCUACAACACCGCCUAUUCAGUAUUCGUACCAAGGCUCUGUGACCUCGCUUAUAGUGUCAGCUUUCCUUGUAAAACCAUGCAUCAGUCUACAGAACCUGCCUUUUCCAACUCGACACUGGGGUGCACGGAAUCUCACACCGGGACUUUUGUCAAAACUGUAUGGACUCUUUAUAACCUGCUGAAGAUCUUGUUGGAACAGCGUGCGCAGCGACGACACUACUGCUUGGAGAAGGCUGACGAGCCUCCCGGUUCUGCCUCCCCUCAGGGGGUGGGGGAAACAUAACAUUUUUUCUUUAUGGGAGAAUACUUUGAAUUUGACCACGUGCUGUGGUUGUAAUAUACCUGUUAAACUUGCAAAAAAGAAAAAAAAAAAGCUAGAAGAGGUCAAGUGUGCUCUUAAAUGCCGACAACCAAACGACGGCACAGAAAGCUGAGGGUGUUACAGUACUUUGAGUGUUUUUACAUAUGGUUGCGCAGGUUAGUGCUUUCAGAAUGUUUCACAAUGAAGAACACAAGAGCUCUGUGCGGACUUGUUUCCUGCCGAGAUGAGCCUGUCAUCAGACGGUGCACUGUGCUUCCAACACUAACGCAUCACCAAACUGUUAUUGUCCAACAUCUAUUUAUGGAAGACCGUGAAAUCAAUGUAAUUUAAUCUAUUUUACUAUAUUUAUAUAAUAUUGUAUGUAUAUAUAUGUGUAUAUAUAUAUCUAUUGAGUUCAACUGUAUAUAUGCUUUGUUUUGUUUGAAUUUUUUUUUUUUUUUUUUUUACAAUAAUGCAUUGGAGCUGUAAAACAAAAAAAAAUACCCAAAGUGGUGAAUUUGUGAUACUAAACUAGCUCCGAUACGCUGGAGCUUCAGCGGUUCAUCUUCGCUAAAACUGACUGAACUGUCCUGCUGUGCUGAUUCUCUGUAGAAAACUGUGUUCAGCGUGGAAGCCACUGAUACAGCAGCAGGAGCAGGAGGCUUGUUUUGUUUUUGUUUUUUUUUCCAUUUUGCCCCCUGAACACAAACUCGGAUCAGCGUAAGGUUCUUUCCGCACAUCUCGGUUGGAGAGUAUGUCAACCAUCUCUUGACCUCAGGAGCAAAGAGGGCUUUGCCCGUCAGUGUUACACUCUUGUUUCAAUGAAACACUAUGUAUAUCCUGUAAUUAAUGUCCAAUUAAAAUCAAAGAUAACAUACA
Molecule: messenger RNA, 3669 nt
Organism: Amphiprion ocellaris (clown anemonefish)
Lineage: Eukaryota; Metazoa; Chordata; Actinopteri; Pomacentridae
Gene: slc38a2
Product: solute carrier family 38 member 2
Exons: 16
Coding region: 333-1850 (505 amino acids)
Biological process (GO): amino acid transmembrane transport; L-glutamine transport
Molecular function (GO): L-glutamine transmembrane transporter activity
Source: RefSeq, a predicted model, not a curated record